Messenger RNA from Aspergillus brunneoviolaceus CBS 621.78, 1005 nucleotides. RefSeq lists its product as uncharacterized. Bases 118 to 765 code for a protein of 215 amino acids. NCBI's taxonomy places the organism in Eukaryota, Fungi, Ascomycota, Eurotiomycetes, Eurotiales, Aspergillaceae. The record is from RefSeq and is a predicted model, not a curated record. The transcript is spliced from 2 exons.
UUCUUGGCUUGUAAAGUUCUUUUUUUUUUUCUUUUCUGCUACUGUCGGGGUAUACCUUGACUUUUGUUUUUGACAACGACAACGACAACGCCCUCACCCUUUGGGCGGAAGAUUUGGAUGAGCUUAUGCUGCUUUCUCUCUCUCCAUCAAAAUCAUCCAAGGCACAGAUCUCGUGUGCUGUCUUUCUCAGCAACGCGACUCCCCCUCGGUGUUUGCUCACCAGAUAGAUUUCUUCUCUCUGACUCGGUUAGAUAUGUUGAAGUGGCUAGCAUAGCUGAAAUUGGAAUAAAUCAUAACUUGUUUGAAAUUUUCUUCGUCUUCAGGAUUCCAGACCGUUCUAUGGUCUGGUUGCUCUUAUUCUUGUACUUUCGUAGUACUCCGUCUGAGGUCGUAGAUUCACGAGUGCUUUGUCUUCGCUACUGUGUAACCCGACUCGAUCCUAUCGUAGAUGUACCGGAGCUUCGUGGCGCGAACGAUGUAGCCGUGCAGUUUUGUACUCACUACGUGAUGCAUUUCGUGAUCAGGUAUGUGCUUGUGAGACGUGAUAUGCACCUGGGCGUUCUUGCAGUCCGUAUAUGGGAGGAAACGCCGAUGACACUACUCCAAAGUCAAAUUCAACAGGAGCUAUCGAAGCAUGAACCUGGAUGCUGUUCUUCCGGCACGUCGUAUGCAGGUACGAAGUUACCUUUGUGUAGCAUACCCCUGGCUUACGAAGUGGAAGAGCACGUCGAGAACAGCAACGUGCCUGCUUUGCACGCCCCAUAGUACUGUCAUGAUGGGAUGAAACCCCGCCAUCCUGGAACACAUCAGAUCACGUAUCGUGCAGCAAUCACACCGCCGUUCUGGCUGGAUCGGAGUAUAAACCUGAUGAUCGAGACGUGCAGGAUCGAUAUCAUCUCGCCUCGUGUCGAGGGGGGCUGCUACCGCUGCCGUCAGCUGGAGCGAAUGGCUGAAGAGAUGGAAGAGCGACAUUCUUCCUGUAGAACAUCGUCUGCGAUGCCUGGU